Molecule: messenger RNA, 5416 nt
Organism: Neodiprion virginianus
Lineage: Eukaryota; Metazoa; Arthropoda; Insecta; Hymenoptera; Diprionidae
Product: chitin synthase chs-2-like
Exons: 20
Coding region: 562-5205 (1547 amino acids)
Cellular component (GO): cell periphery; cell septum
Molecular function (GO): chitin synthase activity
Source: RefSeq, a predicted model, not a curated record
CAGCACCUGUGCUGCCAAUUAACUCAAUUCGCAGAUUGACACUGGUUUGAUCAGACUUCUUUACAAGUGAGUGACUGGUUCACUGAAAAUUGUGAGCAAAAGGAAAAUAGUUGUGCAGUAAAGGAAUUGCGAAACCCGGUGAUCAAAGUGCUCGAAAGGACGAGGUUCAGGUUUUCUCUUCAUUAGACUAAUUGAAAGAAUAUUGGUCGACAAGGUUGGGGAUUUGAUGGUUGGCCACUACGUCACUGAUUGUGAUCAUGUAAAACAUAAUCUACACCUUUCGAAAACGCGCAAGUUUAACGGCGUACGCAGUUGCCAUUGAUCAAGAUACCCGUGCGGAACGAAAGAUAGGCGAUAUCGAAUACCAUUGUGUACACUUAUGUCGCGACCUGAUUACAACAGGUUUACCUGAUGAUAUUUAGGUACUGGUUGUCUAGUCAUCACAGAUAAGAUCGACGUUACAAUCGCGGUGGCGAUUACAUAUCUACGCCAUGUAAAUGUCACCAGAUUUUUUGCACGUUUGAGGCUUGUGUUAUUUCCUCCGCAAAGAAGGGUCGCGACAUGUUGAAGCAUCAAAACCCCAGCAUCCCAAGAGAAGGUGCGGAAGCAACCGACAUGGACGAUUUUUUCGACGACGAGAGUUCGCCCUUGACGGCUCAAGACGAAUACGGUGAAAGGUUAUCAGCGGACACCAAGGGAUGGGAUGUGUUCCGCAACCCGCCGUUAAGGAGAGACUCCGGUUCGAUGGCGGACCAGAAGUGCGUCGCGGUGACGCUGAAAAUCCUGAAACUGCUAGUCUACAUUAUUGUUUUCGCGAUAGUUUUGAGCUGCGGCGUGAUCGCGAAAGGAACGGCUCUCCUCAUGACCUCUCAGCUCCAGCUUGACCGGACGGUUUUGUACUGCAACCGACUUCUAGGGGCGGAAAAAACGUUCGUUGCGUUGCUGCCUGAGGAAGAGAGGGUGUCGUGGAUAUGGUGCAUACUUAUCGGGUUUGCGGUGCCCGAAAUUGGCACGCUGAUCCGCAGCGUGAGAAUCUGUGUUUUCAAAUCGUCAAGGAAGCCCAAAGUCUCCCACUUCGUCUUUGUGUUUUUAAUGGAGACGCUGCACGUGAUUGGACUCGCGAUACUGUUCAUGAGCGUUUUGCCCGACCUAGACGUCAUCCAGGGAGCAAUGCUGAUGAACUGCGUGUGCUUCGUCCCAGCGUUGCUCGGGCUUCUUUCACGGAAUGAAAAGGUUGACGGGACGAGGAAGCUUCCGUACAUCCUGGCCGACGUGGUUGCCGUGGUCGCGCAGAUGACGUCCUUCAUAGUUUGGCCCAUCCAGAAGACCUCGAAUCCAAGCUUGUGGCUGACUCCAGUUUCGCUUAUCCUUGUGUCCUGUCGAUGGUGGGGGAAUUACGUCACCAUCCACAGUCCCGUAGACAUAAUAAACUCGCUGGGUCGAAUUGAGGAGGAGUUGAAGUACACGAGAUACUUCACUUACAUCUUCGUCUCCGUAUGGAAAAUCAUUGCGUUUUUCGCAUUCUCCAUACUGAUUCUGCACUUCAAGGGAAACACAAUUAGUCACAUUUUCACGAUGGCCGGAAGUACCUUCAGCAACCAUAACAUCACCGUCACCGAGGUCCAGUCAACCAUUGGCGGCGGAACGAUUCCGCAACUGUCUGAGGUUGUCCAAAACGGAACGUCGGCGGUCAUCAUGACGACCUUUACAACUCCGAUAUACAUAUUGCUGAUACAAAUGCUUGCAGCAUAUUUCAUUUACAUAUUUGGUAAAUUCGCAUGUAAGAUAAUGAUACAAGAAUUCAGCUUCGCGUUACCGAUCAGUCUGACAAUCCCGACGUCAAUUUCCCUUCUCACCGCAGCCUGUAGUCUUCGAAAUCGAGAUCCCUGUUAUUUCCACGGGAUGCUACCUGAUCACCUCUUUUUCGACUCUCCAACCUUCUACUUCCUUACCGAUUUUAUAUUGGAAGAGCACGCCUGGGUCUGGGUCUUGUGGUUACUGUCCUACACUUGGGUAACGAUCCAAAUUUGGACACCAAAAUGCGAACGUCUUGCUUCAACUGAGAAACUCUUCGUCACACCGAUGUACGAUACACUUCUCGUCGAUCAAGCAAUGGCACUGAACAGGCGGCGUGACGACCAGCCAGAAAUUUCGGCGAAGAAUGGGACGGGCAGAAUCAAAGCGAAGGAUAACAAAAAGGAUGACAGUGACUCUGAUUACACUCCGUACGAACAAACCAAUAACUCCGCUCUGGGCACGUCUGUUACCUACACCAGCGAUCUGGUAACGAGGGUUUAUGUCUGCGCUACCAUGUGGCACGAGAAUAAAGACGAGAUGAUCGAUUUUCUGAAGAGCAUACUUCGAUUGGAUGAGGAUCAAUGCGCCAGGAGGAACGCCCAAAAUUUUCUAAACGUGGUCGAUCCAGACUACUAUGAAUUGGAGACUCACAUUUUCUUCGAUGACGCCUUUGAGGUGUCCGAUCACGAUGUCAACGACUCGCAGGUAAAUCGAUUCGUGAGAUUGCUCGUGAACGUGCUAGACGAAGCCGCUUCCGACGUCCAUCAAACCCGAGUUCAUGUUAGUGCGCCGAAAAAAUACCCAACGCCUUACGGCGGUCGUCUGAUCUGGACGCUACCGGGUAAGACGACGAUGAUCGCUCAUUUGAAGGAUAAAAGCAAGAUUCGGCAUAGAAAACGUUGGAGUCAGGUGAUGUACAUGUACUACCUCCUUGGUCACCGAUUGAUGCAGAUGCCAAUAAGCAUCGAUCGAAAGGAGAUAAUUGCUGAGAACACAUACCUCCUCACCCUCGACGGCGACAUUGACUUUCAGCCCAACGCCGUUAAACUUCUGAUUGAUUUGAUGAAGAGAAAUAAGAACCUGGGCGCUGCGUGUGGCCGCAUUCAUCCCGUUGGAUCAGGUCCAAUGGUGUGGUACCAAAUGUUCGAAUACGCGAUCGGGCAUUGGCUACAGAAAGCGACCGAGCACACAAUCGGCUGUGUGCUCUGCAGUCCAGGAUGCUUUUCACUUUUCAGAGGAAAGGCACUUAUGGAUGACAGAGUGAUGAGCAAAUAUACAACCAGAUCAACCGAGGCACGGCACUACGUCCAGUACGAUCAGGGUGAGGAUCGAUGGUUGUGCACUCUGCUGCUGCAGCGUGGUUACAGGGUUGAGUAUUCAGCUGCCAGCGAUGCCUACACUCAUGCACCCGAAGGGUUCAACGAGUUUUACAAUCAAAGACGCCGUUGGGUUCCCUCAACAAUGGCCAACAUCAUGGAUCUGAUUAUGAACUCUAAGCGUACCAUCAAGAACAAUGACAACAUAUCGCUGGUGUAUAUGUCAUACCAAAUCUUGCUCAUGGUUGGUACAAUCCUUGGACCGGGUACAAUCUUUCUAAUGUUGGUUGGAGCCUGCGUUGCUGCAUUCCAGAUCGAUAAUUGGACGAGUUUCUUUUGGAACCUAAUCCCGAUUGUGAUAUUCAUGAUCAUCUGUUUCACUUGUAAAUCUCACGUGCAACUUUUCAUAGCCGGAUUCAUCAGCAUCGGAUACGGACUCGUAAUGAUGGCUGUGAUAGUUGGAGUACUGAUACAAAUAGCAGACGAUGGUUGGGCCGCGCCCAGCUCCCUUUUUCUCUUCCUGGUAGUCGGGCAACUGAUUAUAGCAGGGCUACUGCAUCCCCAGGAACUGCUCUGUCUACCCUGCGGAAUAAUCUACUAUGUAACAAUACCUUCCAUGUACCUGCUGCUGGUGAUAUAUUCUAUCACAAACCUGAACAACGUUACUUGGGGAACUAGAGAAGUGCAAGUAAAGAAGACUAUUGGGGAAUGGGACGACGAGAAGGUAGAGGCUGAGAAAACUGCGUGGCAGCGUAAAAAUAAACCGCUUCUCGACAUCCUCCGAGACAGCGAGGGCACCGACAAGAAUGACCAGGGAUCUAUCGACUUCUCAUGCGCCGGAUUAUUCAGAUGUAUGUUUUGCACCCACGACAAGCCAUUUGACAAGAAACAGGAGCUAAUCACAAUCGCCGAAUCUUUGGAGAAAGUUCAGAUGCAACUAAUGAAGAUAGAGAGAGUCGUUGAACCUCAACCACAUCUACCAGGACGGAAAUUUACAAUGGCCUAUGCAGACAUGAUGGAGCCAAUUGAGGAAAAUUCAAUCGAGGCCGAUCAACUGGACAGCGAGUCAGAUACGCUGAGUCAGGAUCUGGAAGUCCACCGCGAACGCACCUUUCUGGUGAGUCCUUACUGGCUGGAGGACGAAAGUCUGCAAAAGGGAGAAGUCGAUUUCCUUUCAACUCAGGAGGAACAGUUCUGGAAGGAGAUACUCGACGAGUAUCUCUUCCCAAUUGAUGAAGACCAAGCAGAGAAGGAACGUAUCGCUACCGAUCUGAAAGAACUUCGGAACAAGUGUGUCUUUGCAUUUUUCAUGUUAAACGCACUAUUCGUGCUGAUCAUAUUUUUAAUGCAACUGAACAAGGAGAGUUUACACAUCAAGUGGCCGUUCGGCGCUAAGACAAACAUCACCUACGACGAGACUGCCCUUGAGGUUCACGUAACCACAGAAUCCCUACAGCUCGAACCAAUCGGUAUUGUGUUUGUCUGCUCGUUCGCACUGGUUCUGGUAAUCCAGUUUAUAGCAAUGUUCUUCCAUCGGUUUGGAACAUUAGCCCACAUACUAGCAAGUACAACACUGGACUGGUAUUGCUGCAAAAAGGCGGAGAAUGUUUCGGUUGAGACAUUACAGAUCAACGAUGCUGUUGAGAUAGUUAAAGACCUUCAAAGAUUGGACGUAAUGGAUCGUGAAUACGAGGAAAUAACUAGCAAAGAGCCUGGCCGAAGAAAGACUGUCCGUAACUUAGAGAGCGGUAAACGAAAGACGCGCGUGAUGAACAACCUGGACGAUGCUUUCAGGCAGAGAUUCUUCAGUAUAGCAGAAGACUUGAGAUUGCCCAGCGAAAUGGUAACCCGAAGGUCGAUUCAAGCAGUGAAAGCAUUCGAGAUGCGAAGGAACACAAUUUUGGCUGAAAGGAAGCAGUCGAAAUUGCAAGCCCAAGCAGGGGGAAGCAGUAUAUACGGAAUGUUCGGGAAACCCACUAGUAUGCGUCUUAGACCAGUAAGUAAUCCCGAUAAUUCGGAUGAUGAAGAAGUCGACAGAAGCCCGGGCGUUAUCAACCUCGGAUUUGAUCAUGAAGAUUCCCCGAGAGUAUAAACUGUUCGUUCUCUUUGGUGUAUCCCAGAAACUUGUUAGUAUUGUGCAGUGCAGUGAAAUGUAACCUACUGAAGAACUGACGCGGAACUUUAAGUCAGUGCGCGAGUGAAUUUCAAUUUCCGGUGGCGAUAUCACUAAAUGGAACUGGUUUUCUCUCACUCUAUUUCACUCUUCCGAACUACGAUAUUCAAAUAUAUAAAAAUAAUUGUGU